Molecule: messenger RNA, 312 nt
Organism: Lathyrus sativus (Indian pea)
Lineage: Eukaryota; Viridiplantae; Streptophyta; Magnoliopsida; Fabales; Fabaceae
Source: the annotation of a GenBank genome assembly
AUGUCAGGUCGUGGUAAAGGUGGAAAGGGUUUGGGAAAGGGAGGAGCAAAACGACACCGUAAGGUUCUCCGCGAUAACAUUCAAGGUAUUACAAAGCCGACGAUUCGUCGUCUUGCUCGCAGAGGAGGAGUGAAGCGUAUCAGUGGUCUGAUCUAUGAAGAAACACGCGGUGUUCUCAAGAUCUUCUUGGAGAAUGUGAUUCGUGAUGCUGUUACUUACACAGAGCAUGCUAGGAGAAAGACUGUUACUGCUAUGGAUGUUGUUUAUGCUCUUAAGAGACAGGGAAGGACUCUUUAUGGAUUUGGGGGUUAG